Stegostoma tigrinum is the source of this 4351-nucleotide messenger RNA. It is a transcript of the gene cdk17, whose product is annotated as cyclin dependent kinase 17. The transcript is spliced from 19 exons. NCBI's taxonomy places the organism in Eukaryota, Metazoa, Chordata, Chondrichthyes, Orectolobiformes, Stegostomatidae. The record is from RefSeq and is a predicted model, not a curated record. Gene Ontology annotation, biological process: protein phosphorylation. Gene Ontology annotation, cellular component: cytoplasm; nucleus. Gene Ontology annotation, molecular function: protein kinase activity; ATP binding. The coding region runs from base 1342 to 2925 and encodes 527 amino acids.
CUUUUCUUGCCCCCCCUACUUGAUUCCCUUUAACCCUGGAAGCCUACGUUAUCCACGUUCCUGGCUUGAACACAUCUUUUUGCCCUUGUGUCAAAAACCUGACAGUUCUAAUUUUCCCCACACGAUUACAAGCCUAAAACUUGAAUUCUCUCCAUUGGCGCUGCCCGGCAAUUUGCAGAUUUUGUUUUGUCGUUUCUCUCGUCCUUCCUCGCCGCCGUAUUCCCCUCCCACCCAAGCCACCAGCAGCUCCUGCGGGCCGCCUUCACUUCCUUCCACACCCCAACCCUCCCCCAUCCCUCCGCCCGGGCUGCAGCCUGUGCCCGCAGCGCCAGGGGGAGCCGGGCCUUACUCCGUGCGAAGACGUGAAUCGGUUGGACUAGCCAAGCCUUCCGCUGGGAGUGGACGGGGAAGCCGGCGUUUCCAUCGGACGCUCCCAGGUCGACUUGCGGACCCGCCACUUGAAGUGUGUCCAAUUUUCUGGUUUCCGAAACAGCAGAAGGCGACCCAGUCCGGCCGGCUACCCGAGGCCCUGGUGUCGCUGGCUGACUGGAUUUCGGCCACGGCUACGAGGCAGGCAGCACUAAUUUUCGCCAUUCUCCCGCCGGUGUUCUCCACCCCACCGGAGGGGGGGGACAAUUCAAAAAGAAACCCCGUCAACGGUCACCGCAAACGAGCCGGGCGGGAGCGUGGUUACCCGGGAGACCGGGUGGACGGCGCGUGGCUACGGGGUGGCCGACGGCAGCCCUUGUUACACGGGCGCCGGGAGCCGGCGUGAAGUGAGCCAGAGGGGGAGAGGGGCUGAGCGGCCAGAACUCAAACCACUGACGGCUCCAAGUUUUCUUCACUGGGCGGCCGCAGCCUUCAUUAUUGUUAUCCGACGAACAGCACGUGCUUAUCUACGAGAAGAAUAGAACAACUAUUGGCCUCCGUAUCUCCUUUUUCAGUACUUUUCUAGAAGAUCGAAAAGUAGAUAGCAAUCUAGAUUGUGGGAACAAAUAUUGAACUUUAGAAUCCUGCAGCUGAAGAAUGAAAACAUAAAGGAAUGACCAAAUUUAAGGAUUGGAAACUGUGACUGAGAUAUGAGAUACAGUCGUCAGUUUAUGCACAACAAAAGCAAUGAGGCAAUGAUGAGCUAACCUGUGAUGGAGUGACUUGAAAGACGAAUAUCAGGCAGAAUCCUGAGAACCAUCUGACUCUUCUUCAGAUGGUGCCACAAUGAUCUUUUACAUCUACUAAAGAAGGAAUAUUCUGGAUGUGGGGGUGUCCUUAGGUUGAAACCUCAUUCAAACGCUGGACUCAAGCAUCAACUGAGAUGAAAGGUUCUUAUGAAUAAAGUAUUUUAUGGAAAAGAUGAAAAAGUUCAAGCGCCGGCUUUCUCUGACCUUGCGUGGCAGCCAAACAAUUGAUGAGUCUCUGUCUGAGCUUGCAGAGCAAAUGACCAUUGAAGAAAAUAGCAAUAAGGACAAUGAGCCAAUUGUGAAGAACGGCAGGCCUGCAACAUCGCACAGUAUGCACUCCUUUCUCCAUCAGUACACAGGCUCUUUCAAAAAGCCCCCACUGCGGAGACCCCAUAGCGUGAUUGGUGGGAGCCUCGGCUCUUUCAUUUCCAUGCCCAGGAAUGGUGGUGGUAGACUAGAUAUAGUACAUGAGAAUUUGAAAAUAGGUUCGGAUGGUGAGAGUGACCAAGCUUCGGGAACAUCAUCUGAUGAGGUACAGUCACCCACCCGUGUUCGUAUGAGGAACCACUUACACAGGAGAAUCUCUGUGGAGGAUGUCAAUAAAAGGUUGUCACUGCCUGCAGAUAUUAGAUUACCUGAUGGAUAUUUGGAAAAACUGCAGAUGAGCAGUCCACCUUUUGAUCAGCCUAUGAGUAGAAGAUCCCGCAGAGCUUCUCUAUCUGAAAUUGGAUUUGGGAAACUCGAAACUUACGUUAAGCUGGAUAAACUUGGAGAGGGUACCUAUGCAACGGUGUUUAAAGGAAGAAGUAAGCUAACUGAUAACCUGGUGGCACUGAAAGAAAUCAGGCUGGAACAUGAGGAAGGUGCACCUUGCACAGCAAUACGGGAAGUCUCAUUACUCAAGGACCUGAAGCAUGCGAACAUAGUCACUUUACAUGAUAUUAUUCAUACAGAAAAGUCAUUGACACUAGUAUUCGAAUACUUGGACAAGGAUCUGAAACAGUAUAUGGAUGAUUGUGGAAGCAUAAUGAGCAUGCACAAUGUGACGAUAUUUUUAUUCCAGAUUUUACGGGGCUUGGCAUAUUGUCAUAAACGGAAAGUGUUACACCGAGACCUGAAACCGCAGAACCUGUUGAUAAAUGAAAAAGGAGAACUAAAGCUUGCUGAUUUUGGUUUGGCAAGAGCCAAGUCUGUUCCAACAAAGACAUACUCAAAUGAAGUUGUAACUUUGUGGUACAGGCCUCCAGAUGUUCUUCUGGGGUCUUCAGAGUAUUCAACACAGAUUGACAUGUGGGGCGUCGGAUGUAUCUUCUAUGAAAUGGCAUCGGGAAGACCUUUGUUUCCUGGUUCCACCGUCGAAGAUGAAUUGCACUUGAUUUUCAGGCUACUAGGAACACCUACAGAGGAGACAUGGCCAGGCAUAUCUUCAAAUGAGGAAUUUAAGGCUUACAACUUCCCUAAGUAUAAGCCACAACUUAUAAUAAAUCAUGCACCAAGGUUGGACACGGAUGGAAUUGAUCUGUUAUCCAGCUUUUUACAAUACCAGGCCAAGAAGAGAAUUUCUGCUGAGGACGCUAUGAAGCAUCUUUACUUUAAAAGUCUUGGAACAAGGGCACACACUCUACCUGAUGGUGCCUCAGUUUUUUCAUUAAGUGAAAUUCAGUUGCAAAAGGAUCCUGGCUAUAGAACCUCCUCAUAUCCAGAGACAGCACAUGGGAAAAACAGAAGACAGAGCAUGCUGUUCUAGGCUAUCUUGCAAAAUUACAGACUUGAGUUCCACUGGCUUGCCAUUUUACAUCGCAGUUACCCAGGAUUUUGAAGACAACAAUUUCCAUAAUUUAGUGUGGAUCAGAACUUGAAUAUCAACAUGUCUCCUUUACUGCCCUUGCGAUGUAGUCUUUUAUUCUAAUAUGUAGAUUGUUUUAUAUUCACAAAUCACGUUGAGACAUUUUUGUGUGUGUGUGUGUGUGUGUGUGUAUAUAUUUUACAUAUUGUGUGUAUAUACAUGUAUAAUGUAUGUAUAUACAGAAAUAUUUACAUACACAUACAAAAGAUAGGUUUAUGGUUUCACCUCUGCUGUUUUAUAACCAGUAGUUACAGCUGCUGCUGUAACUUUAGCUGCAGUUUUGUGCAGUACUGGAAACAAAGUGCUUAUUUAUUGGGAAUCAUUGCUGCUAAAUGACUACUGUCCAUUAACCACAUCAUGGUGGUAUAGCGGAAAAUGUGAGUGGCUUGUAGCAUGUGAAUGCAUCUGUUUCUUCUAAUAACUAUUUCCAGCAGUUUGCAGAUUUUACUGUUACACUUAAUUCCAAAUGCUCUUGAAUAUUUAAAUAUCUGCAGAGCUUCACAUUGAAAAAAAUGAUUGUAGUGAGGAAUCUUGCACCCUUUUAAGUUCAUACAAUAGAAUAUUUAAAUUUGUUUUGAAAUCUUGUUGUGACCAGCAGGGAAACUGAUUAGUGUUUUUUUUUUAAAUUGAAGAAAUCAACAUCAAAUCUGUUUUUUCAUUACUAAAUAUGAGCAAAUUAGUUGCACCUAUUUUUCCAUGUCAUUUUAUGAAGACAUGGGAAUUCAGAGGGUUUAAUUUUGUAUCUGAUCUCUGCUGUUAUUUCUGCAUCAUUUUAUAAUGACUUCACUACAAAACUUAUGUAUCUCAAUGAGUAUCAUAAGUAGGCUUUUGUUAACAGUAUUUGUAUGUAUGUUUGCCUUUACAAAUAAUGGUUUUAGUGGAUCUACAUUUUAGAAUUACUGUUAAUAUAUAAUUGUUAAGAAAUCAGAUUUGUAGCAAAUGCAAAUAAUCAUUGAUGACAUUUUUUCUGGACUUUUACUGUAAACUUAUUCAGGGUCCUAUCAUUUUCAUCAAUUUACAUAGUUUGUUAUUUAACAGUGUUAAGGAUAUUUUGUAUGUUUAAUUUUAUUUGUGAACUGUGAUGAUGGCAUGUUAAAAAAUUGUUUACUUGUAUUUUGUGUAGCUUGUGACGUGAUUUUAAUUGAAAUUUUGUAAGAAGGAAAAGGAAACAGAUUCAUUGGUAACAUUGUACAUUGGACCACUACUGCUCAUAAUAUGAUUCCAGGCUGAGAUGUGUAUAUCUAACUAAAACUGCUGUGCUAUUUCUGACUGACAGUACUAUUUUUGGAAAGUAUAAAUAUUACAGUGCAUUCCUUGUUUUAACUGA